Messenger RNA from Rangifer tarandus platyrhynchus (Svalbard reindeer), 714 nucleotides. NCBI's taxonomy places the organism in Eukaryota, Metazoa, Chordata, Mammalia, Artiodactyla, Cervidae. The record is from the annotation of a GenBank genome assembly.
AUGGCUUCAAGCACGGCUGACCUAAGCAGCCUCGUCCAGCACACCAACUCCUGCCUUCCCCACCACCCGCCCCGGGUGGCCAGCGUGAUGCUCUCUCUGUUCUACACGGCCCUGUUGAUCUUUGCUGUCCUGGGAAACGUCCUGGCCCUUCGCCUGGCCCAUCAAAAGGACGAAAAGAUCAACUCGACAGGUGUUUUCCUGGUCCACCUGGCAGUGUCCGACCUCCUGUUCACCCUGACCCUGCCCGGAAAGAUCACCUACUUCCUGCUGAACUUCAGCUGGCCUUUCGGGGAGGGGCUCUGCAGGCUGACGGCCUUCAUCUUCUUUGUGAACACCUACUCGGGCAUCUACCUGAUGACGUGCGUGAGCGUGGACCGCUACUUGGCGGUGGUCCACGCCCACCAGUGUCCCCGGCUGCGUGAGCCCACGAGGGCCCAGCUCAUCUGCGCGGCUGUGUGGGUCCUGGCGAUGCUGCAGACGCGGGUUUUCAAAUUGUGCCUGCAGCUCACCGUCUGCCUCAUGAACUUGAACUGCAGCAUCGACCCCGUCGUUUACUUCUUCGCGUCCUCACGUUACAGGAAAUGGCUCCGCCGCCUUCUGAAACUCAAAGCAUCACCAUCCUCUCCCUCCUCCCCGCCGGGAAAAGCUUCCUCAGAAACACAAAGUAUCAACCAGACGGGAGUCUCCUUGCCCUUGGAGGAGAAUGAAGUCUAA